Molecule: messenger RNA, 4896 nt
Organism: Papilio polytes (common Mormon)
Lineage: Eukaryota; Metazoa; Arthropoda; Insecta; Lepidoptera; Papilionidae
Gene: Cad99C
Product: protocadherin-15
Exons: 30
Biological process (GO): homophilic cell-cell adhesion
Cellular component (GO): plasma membrane
Molecular function (GO): calcium ion binding
Source: RefSeq, a predicted model, not a curated record
ACGCAGACAGGUGUGGCGGCGCUACUAGUCAGAUUGUAGUCUGUGCUGUUCUCGCCCCCUUUCCCUCCUCCGCAACCCGAAUACGUCAGUUCGGAUACGUUCUCCGUCCGUUUGAGUACUGUUGUUGCGCUUGUUAUAACGAUAAACGCGCGAACUUUUUACGGUUAAAAGUUUUAUGGUGACAUUUGUAUUGAGUUUAUUAUAUUAUUGUGUUGUAUUUGUGGAACCAUUGUUCACAUAUAACUGGUGAUAAAGGUGUGUUUACACUGUGUUUGUGAUCUCAGGUGUCGCAUUCCACGGACGCGUAAAGCUUCUGUAUACAGGUGGACUGUUUAAAGGAUCUAUUUACAUAUAUUCCAAGAUGGCGGUACGAUUAUGAGACAGAACAGCGACUUUUAGAUGGCCAGCUGGUGCAGAUAGUUUGAGGAAUGAGAAUACGUCGGGAAUAUCUUCGCUGCUGAGAUGGCGCGGGGGUGUGCGCUAACACAGCUGUCAACGGUUUGGCUUCUCCUAUGUUUGCUGCCUUCAGUAUGGACAACACCAGGACCAUGCGAAGUGGAGACUGGGCAGUCAAGCAUAAUUGUGGAUAUAGAAGAAAGCAGAGGAAAUAAUGUAAACCAAAGUACAAUACCAGCGGAGUUGCCGAUAGUCGGCGAGCCUGAUGUAGAUAUAGUACUAUCGACGGUGUUCCCCAAGGGUCCAACGCUGUUCCAGCUCGACGGCAAGCGUUUGCAGCUUCUUCAACCACUAGACAGGGAUGCGGAUAAUCUCUCACAUAUGGUAUUCCAGCUCGUAUGUCAAGUGAAAGCGACGAAAAAGCGGCGGACGAUACCGGUCAUAGUUCGGGUAUCGGAUAUCAACGACAACACGCCCGUCUUCCAGAACACGCCGUACGAAGCCAAUGUUUCCGAGCUAGUACCGAUCGGUACGACGAUAUUCGAAGGUAUCCGCGCAGUUGACAUUGAUGCGGGUGUGAAUGGUCUAUCAGAAUACUUUAUCAUACCAGGAGAUAAUAAAACAUUGGAAGAAGCGAAUGCCGUCGAUGGUUACAGCUACUUUUCAAUUCCUCUGCCGCAUCAAGGUGUAAUAACAGUCAACCGGACUUUGGAUUACGAGCGAACGAAGCUUUAUCUAGUCACUAUUGUUGCUUCCGAUCGCGCACGUGAUACCAAACGCCGACUGUCUAGUACCACGACGAUGACAAUUAACGUGUUAGACGACGAUGACCAGGAUCCCUCUUUCAUCUACCAGGGUUGCACCAUGCAUGAUGGUGCUUGCAUUAACCCUGAGUACGCCAGCUACGUGAACAGCGGAGUUCUUGCAGGCAUCCUAUCGAUUGAACCAGAGAAGAUCCAAGCGGUAGACAUGGAUACGCUAGAAGCUAAGAUACGAUAUAGUAUAGAAAGUGGUGAACCUGAAUCCUGGGGGACUUAUUUCUCAAUAGAUCAGAACACCGGCGCUGUAAGACAGUUACUGCCUGUUGAUACUACUAUCGCUAAGAGAUUCCAGUUGGUUAUUAAGGCAGAAGAAAUAACAGAAGGACGUCGUUACACGACCGCGAAACUAACAGUGACAGUACGUCCAGUGGACUCCAGCCCACCAGUGGUCAACGCCUCCUCGGAGGAGGGGCAGGUCGAAGAGAAUUCCCCCAAAGGAACUAAAGUCCUCGACUUCAAUAAAAAACCUAUCAAAUUAUCUGUUUCUGAUCCUGAUCUGGGUCCUGGCGAUCUUGUACCGAAAUAUUCAUUCGAAUUAACAACGCACUUCUUCGAUAUAGACCCUGAAGGAUAUCUUGUAGUCAACGAUGAACAUUUAGAUCGAGACCCACCGAGUCCUGGCAAAUUGAGAUUCCAAGUGGUAGCUCGUGAAGCGAACGGCGGCGCUGCGUCCGCACCUUUAUCACUUGCGGUACAACUGUUGGAUGUCAACGACAACGCGCCGACUAUACCAAACACGCAGCCAAUCACCGUGCCUGCAAGUUUAGAACCCACUACUGUUUAUAAGGUAACAGCGACAGAUAUCGACGAAGGUGAGAACGCUCGUAUUACCUACAGCAUCUACCAUGUGUCCAACAAUGGCGGCAACAAGUUCACCAUCGACCCCAACACUGGAAUCAUAUCAAGCACUGGUCGUCUACAAGCAGGCGAGCAAUACAGCGUCACUAUACGCGCAGUCGACGCUAAGGGACUUAGUUCUCAAGGCAUAGUAGAACUUCUAGUAGCACCAGGUCCUAACACACGGCCACCGCAGUUCACCGCAAGAGAUUACUAUGCGCCUGUCUCAGAGGGCGCUGCGAUCAAUUCUACUGUCACUACUGUUACCGCCAAAGAUCCAGAGAACGAACAAGUGACAUACUCUAUAGUGUCCGGUAACGAUCUACGUCAGUUCGCUAUCGGCGCCAGCUCGGGCGUCAUCACUGUCAUACGACGACUCGACAGAGAAGUGCUUACGAGAUACCAACUUAUGGUGAAAGCAGAAGAUCCUGGUAAACUGGCGAGCACCGCGACUGUCAACAUCAAAGUCACAGAUAUCAACGAUAACAAUCCUAAGUUCGAAGAAGACUCGUAUACUUUUCAAGUCAAAGAAGGUGCGUCAGGGGAGACAGUAGGCUACGUGCACGCGACUGAUGACGACGAAGGCGUGAAUGCCCAACUAAGCUAUAGUCUGCCUGCACACCUGCCGUUUACUAUAGAUAACGCUACCGGCAUGAUCACUACACUUAGCGAACUGGAUUACGAAGAUAUUAAGGACUACGCGUUCGUAGUAACGGCAACAGAUGGCGCUAUCGACAAGCGGUUAGGCACAGCCUCAGUUACUGUCCAGGUACAAGAUGUGCCUGACGAAGAUCCAGUGUUCCUACAGGAUAUCUACACUGUGCGUGUGCCGGAAAAUGUUAACAACUACCCCGUGGUGCAGGUUCACGCAACAGAUCCGGAUACGACGCCGGAGAUCACUUAUACAAUAUUAAAGGGGAAUAUGGAAUUAUUUUCUAUAGACCGAAAAAACGGGGUUAUAAGAACCGUACAGCCGCUAGACAGGGAAGCGAGCGCGAGGUAUGAACUCCUCGUGGGCACGGAGGAGAAUAACCAGGAGAUGCCGGGUGCAACCACUACUGUUGAAGUUAUUGUUGAUGAUAAAAACGACAACGCACCAGUAUUUACAAUGGCGGUACGCCCUGUCACUAUAGAGGAUUCCUCGUCUAUCGGUAAUUUGGUACAAACGGUGAUAGCUUCAGACGCAGACGCGACUUCUCCUAACAACAGAGUGCGGUACAAAUUAGUAGGCAGGGGAAAGGCUUCAAUCUAUUUCCACGUUGAACCCGAUACGGGUGCGUUACGUGUACGUGACGAUUUGAGGAAAGAAACCGACAGUGAAUAUACGGUGGAUAUCCAAGCGUAUGACCAAGGAGAGCCAGUGAUGUCAACUGUACUGAGCCUUACCAUUUACGUCAGUCAUUCCGCUACCGUACCUCCUGAUGUAGGACUUGGUUUUGCGGAUACUUUGUACACAGAGCACGUUGCGGAAAAUUCGGCGAAUGGUACUCUAGUGAGGAUAUUACCAUUGUUGAAUAAAAGAGAACAUUCUCCCGACACUCCGCUCAAAUGUCGACUUACUGAAUCUUCACAGAAUGGUGUAUUCUACGUGAAAUUAACCGAAGAAAGGGAUUGCGCGAUCUACCUGAAUACAAGUUCGUUAGAUUAUGAAACUCUUACCGAGUAUUCUCUUGAAGUACAACUGGAAUCUAUACAGGGUUUAAUAAACCCUGACGCGAGUAAAGCGGUCGUCAAAGUGCAUGUAACUGACGCCAAUGAUAAUGCACCGGUUUUCGUUUUUCCCGAACAAUCUACGAUAGCUAAUGCGAAAGAGAAAUACUUUGCGAUAGCUACGAAAGAAAUGCUUUUAGGAACAAAUGUAUUACAAGUUAAGGCCAAAGACAAAGAUAGCGGAGAUUACGGUAAAAUAGAAUACCAAAAGAAUUCAUGGACCAAAGCUGCGGAGGAAUACUUCAGUCUAGACGCCGACACAGGGGUGAUCAGUAACAUAAAAACAUUCGAGAAUGUUCCACCAGAUGUUCUACCUUUCAAAUUCAGUGUGACUGCGAGAGACAACCCUAAUUCCCCACAAGAUUAUAACGUAGCUAGAGCUUCUGUUGUGAUUAAUCUUCUGCAAAAAGAAAAUCAACUUGUUGUUGAAGUAGCGGAUUUGAAUGCGGAGACUCUAAGACGACAAUCUCGUAGUUUCCUGCAAGCGAUAGAAGAGAAGAGCGGCUUAGUCGCUGGUUUAGAGAAGUUGACAGCGAGACAUUAUUUGGGAGAGAACGGGACAUUGGAGAGUGAUUCCAAAGGAACAGAUGUCUGGUUGUAUCUCGUCGAUCCUAACACUGGUGCGAUACUAUCGAGAGAAUCUACGCCUGUGAAGAAUGCUAUAGAGGGCGGUGUGCAUAAGGCUGUGGGCGCACGUCUUCAAGCGCCGGUAAGUGAGGUGCGUGCGCCUCUACGGGCCGCCGCACCGCCCCUACGUCCGCACCUUGCUGCCGCGCCACUUGCCACCGCACUCCCUGCUGCUCUACUGGCGCUUGCCGCACUUGUACUGGUAGCCGCGUCCGCCGCUACUAUAUACAUCUGCGCAUCUUGGAACAGAUACAAGAAGCACAAAGAACAAGCUAUCCAGCAAUACGGUACACUAAGCAUGAGUAUGCCGCCGCCGCGCCCGCCCUCCGGAUAUGAAUCCAGCGAGGAUGAGCCCGCGCCUAGAUAUGAAACACAAGUUUUAAAUAUGGCUGUAGACGAUGCUGAUUUGCAGCUAGAUUUUAGUCCAAAUAAUCAUGCGUUUAACAUACACAGCGUGCAAUAUCUUACUAAAGAUAAUGGUGAACGUAGUCCAACAUUAUCCGAA